Molecule: messenger RNA, 1502 nt
Organism: Paramacrobiotus metropolitanus
Lineage: Eukaryota; Metazoa; Tardigrada; Eutardigrada; Parachela; Macrobiotidae
Exons: 1
Coding region: 153-1241 (362 amino acids)
Source: RefSeq, a predicted model, not a curated record
UGGAGGCUGCUUUCGCAAAAAUUAAUCUAACGAUUCCAGUACACAUUUGUACCGUAGCUCAACACUGUUGAUCGUUACCAAUAAUACUAGAGUUCGCAGUUGCUUUUAACAAUGUGUUGGCUCUAACGUACACACAAGGUUUAGUCUUAACCAUGGAUUCGUCUUGUAAAUUUCGUAUUUUAGUGUUUAUUCUUACGGUUUCAGUAAUCAUGAUCUCGCGUUUUCGUAUGGUGACUUCAGUACCGGUUGACCCGUGUACGAAUACGAACCAAGAAGGAACGUAUUUGGCGGAAAUGUUAAGCGACGCUUGUAUUUUAUUCGAUCAAAUAAGGGAAGUGGACAACGCUCCGUACCAUAGUAUAUUUUGCAACAACCUGUCCUACGAUGACCUGAAGAAUUCCUUCAGAUUGUACAAAGAUCGCCCAUGUAAAUUGCCGGUCAAACUGUACAUUCCGCGGUUGAAUUUCCUCAUCGACCAGUACUUGUUUGAAGAUGUGGCGGAAUACAUCCAUACGCUGAUCAUUAAACACUGGAACCCGUUUCCGGAAGCUAACGGGACCAGACCGGCAAAACUGGAUCUGGGAAGUCCGUUUAUAAACAUGAACAACCUCAAGUUACUGGACAUAGCCUUUGACUACUUGGCCAGUUUCCCAAAAAUCCCUAAGGAAUUUUUAGACGGCUUAAAUGGAUUGGAAGCUGUUUUGUUUGAACACUUUCCCUCGGGCACAGUGCUCGAGCAGGGAUUAUUCGACCACGUCAUGCGCACGGAGUCACUGCAAUGUGUCGGGCUGCUCGGUUCCACCAUUCCCUGUUCGUGCGAUAACAAUGAUCCCGGUCACUGGCUACACACAUGGCUACAUCAUCAUCAAGAGUUAUGGGGCUCUGCUGGGCGUGGCUUUGUUUCGUACUCCGAUCGCACAACGUCCAACGGUGACUUUUUUCUUUGUGAAGUCAAGAUCAAGUGUAAGGUCACCGAUCUAACGGAUUCGGACAACCCGACAAAAAUAAUUCCUUUUCAUGAUUUUCGCUGGAAGGAACGCUGCACCAAAACCACCACGGAAAGCAUUACCCCUGAGAUCCUGGAACUGACACACCUUCCGGUUCAGGAGCACGACUAUCACAUUCAGAACGAGAAUGGCGAGAUUGUCGUUAUCGCACAGGCGGUUAGGUCAGCAGCGGUUCAAAUGUUCGUUCCAACGGUUAUGACCUUUAUUGUUUAUGGCAUACACCAUUUCCUUUAAUUGAUCGGUGGAGAAUGUUGUCCAAUUAGCAGCGGAAUGUACAGCAAUGAUAAGGCGCUCUGAGAAUGUGCAUUACCUAGUCCUGAAUGCGUCACGAUCCAUUGUGGAAGGAUGCCGUAUUCAUUAUGAUCUCAUGGUACAGCUGGACACUGUCCAGAUUUAUAUUGGUGAAUGAGGAUAGUAUUUUGGUAAUAUGGAUUUUAUUCCGUUUGUUCCGAUAUUUUGACUCUCAUAUUCCGAAGCAAUAAAGUAUUUCAAUGU